Messenger RNA from Naegleria fowleri, 1302 nucleotides. RefSeq lists its product as uncharacterized. The transcript is spliced from 3 exons. Lineage: Eukaryota; Heterolobosea; Eutetramitea; Acrasida; Naegleriidae. The record is from RefSeq and is a predicted model, not a curated record. Bases 1 to 1302 code for a protein of 433 amino acids. Gene Ontology annotation, cellular component: cytoplasm.
AUGCAACCAAACACAAUUUCCUCCUCUCAGAGUGCCGUCGAAGGGAGCUCUUUGAACAAGAACGACAACAACAAUACAUUAUCACGACAACAACAACAACAACACGAAGGACUAAAUACUUCAUCAGAUUCAUCAUCUUCCUUUUCGAGCCCAUUUCUUCUCAGUGAUGAUCAAAUUCGGAAACUCGGAAUUGAAGAUCAUCGAUUGGAAUGGUAUCGAAGAAGGCAUUAUCAAAACUGUUUUGCAUUGGACACAUGGUAUAAUCAAUUAGACAAGUAUACAUUUCGUACCAUGAGCACUGAAUUGAAAUUUGAGGAAGCAAAGGCUUUAAUCUCUCUCAUUAAAUUAAACCAAAGUAUUUGUAGUAGCAGAAGUGAGUGGAACAGGACAACGAGAGAGCAUCCUCAAGUCACAAAUUCUGAUCAUCGAUUAACAGAUUCAGAGAUGGAAUUAUUGAAGAGAAUUGAGGAGAGAAUCGAUCAAUGUAUGAAACAACAUCAAGAUGUGUUUAGAAAUGGAGCAUUUGUAAAGUUGAAUACUCGAAGUCCAAAAGAUGUUCCUUGGAGAGAGCAUGACAAUUCCAUCUAUCAACAACUCGUCCAAAUCGAAAUGAAUCAAUUGAAUGAAAAAACUCCCAACAAUGUUUACGUUGCUUUCCUUAAAGCAAUGAAUAAGAGCAUGAGAGUUCGAAAUGGAAAGGAGGCUCUUGAGCUGCUUGGUCGUUCACAACGAAUUUAUGAAGAUUUACAAAAGAAUACUGAAUUUGGUGAGGAAUUGUAUGACAGCAAAAUUAUCAUUCGAGAGUGGAUUGAUGAAGUUAUUGAGAAUCCUCAGUAUGAAUUUAGAUGUUUUGUUCAUGAGAAUCAUUUGAAUGCAAUUUCACAAUAUUUUAGUGAUGUUAAAUUUCAAGAAUUAUGUGAUCGAAAAUUAGAAAUUCAGCAGCAAAUCAAUGAAUUCUUUCAACACACUGUAUUAACCUCAACUACACAUUCAAGUUUUGUCAUUGAUUUUUUUGUUUCACCAACAAGAGGAGUCAUGGUGAUUGAAUUAAAUCCAUUCCACAUUGGAGCAGGAGCAUGUUUAUUUUCUUGGAAGCAAGAUCGACAGAUCAUGAUGUUUGGUCCUCAAGAAUUUAGAAUUAAGGAACAGAACGCUGAUGAAUCCAUUUACAAAUCUUUUUUAACAGUUCCAUGGGAAAAGUAUUUAGUUCUACACCAUAAUGUUCAAUCUCCAAAUUAUUCGAAAGAGGAGCUCCUGAAAAGAAAGCAAGUUAAGGAAGAGAGCAAAUGUGUGUUGGCUUAA